Molecule: messenger RNA, 423 nt
Organism: Macrosiphum euphorbiae (potato aphid)
Lineage: Eukaryota; Metazoa; Arthropoda; Insecta; Hemiptera; Aphididae
Source: the annotation of a GenBank genome assembly
AUGUCAAUGCUACAAAAUACAUUGCCUAAUAAUAAUAGUUGGCUGAUUAAAAUUUUGAAAACCUUCGAGAAAAUGGACGUUGAAGACGUUUUAAGCGAUGUGGUCUCCAUGGAAGAUCUUGAGAAAUUUGAAAAAGAAUAUCAUAAUCAACUAACUACAGGAACCGUUUCUCAAGAAACAAAGUUUCAUUAUGCUUGGUGCUUAGAAAUUCAAGAAUUAAAGAAUAUAGUACUGCGCUGCAAUUUAUUAAAGCAUCUUACUAUGCAACCCGGAAAUAUGCAAGCACAGAACUUGUUGGUCACAAUUCAAAAGAAAAUGGAAUCUGAUGUACACAAAGGAAUGGCGGUGGCUGGAGCUUUGGCAUUGGGCCUUAGUGCUAUCGUCGGAAUUGGGUUUGCACUGUCAAAAGGUUUGAAAAAGUGA